Messenger RNA from Paramecium sonneborni, 1278 nucleotides. Lineage: Eukaryota; Ciliophora; Oligohymenophorea; Peniculida; Parameciidae. The record is from the annotation of a GenBank genome assembly.
UUUUUUAAUGGAUAAUAAAAAGAAAUUAAAAAAGAAGGUUGAUGAUUCUGAUAGUAGUGAUUUGGAUGAAUAACUAAAUGAGAUAUCUAAGAAAUAUAAGUAAAUGAUUAGAUGAUAAGAAUAAAGAAAUCGACCCAGACCAGAAAAGUAGGAAAUUCCAAUAUUAAAAAAAGUGAAGCCACCUGAACCUCCUCCUUAACCACCAUAACCUACAGCUUUACCAUAAUUAUCUUCAUUUAAAAAGAGUGAUAGUGGUGCAUAUAAAGUACCAUAACAUUUACAUAAAAAUUAUCCUCAUGCAGUGUAUUAAAUAUUAGAUUAAUUAAAAAUAGACGACUCUAUUUAGGUAAUCUGCCAGAUAAUGUUGAUAAGGAUCAUCUACACAAUUACAUAAGAUAAUAAAUGGAAUCUCAUGGAGCUGUAUUAGAUCCUGGAGAUCCUGUUAUUUAAGUGUAAUUACAACCAGGUUAAAAAUAUUGCUUUGUGUAAUUCAGAAGUAUUGAAGAGACAGAAGCAGCUUUAUAAAUUGAAACUAUUAAUUAUUAAGGAAAACCACUCAAAUUCAAAAGAGUUAAAGAUUAUGAUAUCAGUCCACGUAUUGAAGGUGAAAGGGAAGUCCCUAAAAUAUUACCUAAAGAACCUGCUUAAAAAUUAUUCGUUUGUGGAUUAGCACCUGAUACUGAUAAUGAUGCUUUAGCUAAUAUUCUAAGCGAAUAUGGAAAUUUAAAAUCAUUAAAUGUUGUUAGAGAUACUAAAAAUGUUUGUAAAGGAUUUGCUUUCUGUGAAUUUGAAACUGAUCUAGAAACUUAAAAUUGUGUUAAUGGAUUAAAUAAUAAAGUUAUUGGAGGUAGAUUAUUAUAGGUUAAAAAAAAUGCUUAAUUACCUACUCCUACUUAAGAUUAUAUUAUUGAUACUAUUACUUUAGGAGAAUAAUCUGCAUUUGAACUUAAAUUAUAAUAAAUUAAUUAAAUGAAAGUUAGUAGUGUUGUUGUUAUUAAUAAUGCUGUCAGAAUUAAAAAUAUUGAAGAUGAUUAUGAAUUUAAUUUUGUUGUUAAAGAUUUAAAAAAAGAAAUUGAAAAAAUUGGUAGAUUGAUUAGUAUGGUUGUCCCAAGAAAAAAAGAUGGCUAUUCAGAAGGAAUUGGAAAAGUUUUUGUUGAAUUUGAAAAUGAAUAAUUUGCCAAAAUUGCUAUCAUUCUUUUAUAAAAUAAAAAAUAUGAUGGAAGAGAAAUUGAUAUUGCAUUCUAUGAUCCAAGAUUAUAUGCAGAUAAAUAAUAUUGA